Messenger RNA from Drosophila guanche, 3986 nucleotides. RefSeq lists its product as uncharacterized. NCBI's taxonomy places the organism in Eukaryota, Metazoa, Arthropoda, Insecta, Diptera, Drosophilidae. Gene Ontology annotation, biological process: regulation of transcription by RNA polymerase II. Gene Ontology annotation, molecular function: RNA polymerase II transcription regulatory region sequence-specific DNA binding; DNA-binding transcription factor activity, RNA polymerase II-specific; protein dimerization activity. The transcript has 11 exons. The record is from RefSeq and is a predicted model, not a curated record. The coding region runs from base 714 to 3473 and encodes 919 amino acids.
UGAUCCGCACAGAAAGGUGCACGCGGGCAUUCAACACGGUUGUGGCCACACAGCACACAAAGUUCGAGAGCGAGUGAGUACCGGGUUCUAGAGUGUUUUUAUUUCGACAAUUUGAAACGGAUUUAACAUAAUCCAGUAGUACGGCAGAAACCAAUUGUCGAAGUCAUAAAGCCGUCGGCGGGUCCUUUUUUGUGGAACGGAACGCGGGAGAAGUGGAAGUCAAACAGAAGUAGAAAUCGGUGUUGUCGGGCCGCGAACUUUCGAUCUAUAGCCACUUCGGGAUGGAAUAGUAAAUACCUAAUGAGUGACGAUGUUGUGCGUCAUUUGGCCAAUUUUAUUUGCUAAUUUCGCUACAAAGUUCUGAAAGAAAAUCCCAAAAAUAUUGAUCUAAUCAAUGUUCUGAAUAUGCAAUGAUUCUUUUCAUGAAUAAAAGUGUCUUGAGAAUAAAAGCAAAAUACCGAGUAUUGUGCAAAAGCAACAACCCCUUUUUUCGGAUCUAAUCUACAUAGUAAAUAGUUAAAAUUAAGAAUCAAAUACCAAACAAAUACAAAUUUAUACAAGUGCCAAACAUUGUGAAGUAAAUCAUGAAAUAAGAAUUUAAUAUGCCAGAUUCCAGGAGCUCUAUCACCAAAUGGAUAUCGCAAAUUGAAUCUUUCAAGUAAAGAAAAUUUUCGGUUUAAAUAUUUGCGAAAGUGCGACGACGGCACCACGAUAUGUAUGCGGAUAAUAAACUAGGCCUAGACAAGGUGACGGCUGCCAAGGCGCCCGCCCUGCAGCAACAACAGCAGCUACAACCACAGCAUAUGCAUCAUCAUGUGUUGCAGUUACAACAGCAACAGCAACAGCAACUACAACAGCAACAUCAACACUUGCAUACGCAUGAAAUUCUUACGCAUCAUAAUUUCCAGCCACACGACACAAUAUCAACAUUGUCACAGCAACAGCAGCAACAUAUGCAGCAGCAACACCAGCAGACUGCACAGCAACAGCAACAACAACAACAGUCAGCCGGCAUGUUUACAAGGUUCGAUGCCAACAAAUCUACCAAGGGCGCCUCGAAGAUGCGACGCGAUCUUAUAAAUGCCGAGAUAGCAAAUCUGAGGGAUCUGCUGCCAUUGCCGCAAUCGACGCGCCAGCGUCUCUCGCAGCUGCAGCUGAUGGCGCUCGUCUGUGUGUAUGUGCGAAAAGCCAACUAUUUUCAACAAGUCUUUAAGCGUCACAAUGCAAUGCAUCACCAUCAUCAUCAGACAGCAACACCAAAUAUUGGCUUCUCAAAGGCCCUUUCCGGCUUCCUGAUGAUGCUCACACAAAAUGGCAAAUUGCUCUAUAUAUCGGAUAAUGCAGCCGAAUACUUGGGUCAUUCCAUGGAGGAUCUACUGAUACAUGGUGACUCCGUUUACGAUAUCAUUGACAAACAGGAUCACGCAACAAUCCAGGCCGAGCUAAAUCGGAACGUGCCACCGCAGCCAGGUGGCAGCCAGGCGAACAGCAGCGUUGCUGGCGGCAUCGGCGUUGGCGGCGACUCAACGUCCAGCAAUGGCAGCGUUGCUGGUGUCGCUGGUGGUGCUGCUGUUGGUGGCGCCUCAAGUGUGGAGGGCGAGCAUCGCAUGUUCCUCUGUCGUAUGAAUGUUAGUCGCAAUGCGCGACGGCAAAUGCGUUUCGGAGAUCAAAAGGUUGUGCUCGUACAGGGUCACUAUAUGUCAUUUUUGCCGCUGUGCAGUCGGAACGAGCCUGUUUUCUUGGCCACCUGCACGCCCAUUGCCAUGCCCGAGACGCGCGAGUGUGUGGUGCAAGGUGCCACAAAUGUGUUUACAACAAUUCAUUCGAUGGAUAUGAAAAUUGCGCACAUUGAUAAGAAUGGCGAGUUCCAUUUGGGCUAUGAAAAAAGUACCUUACAGGCCACAUCUUGGUACAACCUGAUACACAGUGAGAACCUGCGAGAGGCGCAGAGCAAACACAGGCUAAUAACCCAAUCGGAACAGGAUCGUAGCUGUAUUCUGCUGCUGAGAAUGCAACGCUCCAGCGCUGAAUACACGUGGGUCCAUGUGGUGCUACAGGUGCGAGACAGUCCCGACUCCACUCAACAGCCUGUCAUCGUGUGCACCAAUCAAGUACUCAAUGAUCGCGAGGCAUCUGUGAUGCUGGCCAAUUCUUGGCUGUACCACUACUACACUGUACAGUCAAAGAUACAGUUUGGAAUGCCGCUGGACAGUGGCAUGCGGGUGCCGUCGGGCAGCACAUCUAGCGGUUAUUACAGUCCACAUUCCACACAUGCGCAGCAGACACAGGACGGCGCCACGCACGGCCUGAGCAUGACAAGUGCAGCGGCAGCAGCAGGAAUGGCGAAUAUCUUAGGUGGUCAUCAUCAUGCGCAUCUUUCGCACCAUCAUCAUCAUCACCACCAUACAGCGGCGGCAUAUCAUCACCAUCCGCAUAUGGGAGCGUCCUAUGGCGGCGUCUAUCACGCGGAGGCUGCCAUUCAGCUGAAGGAGGAUCAGCCGCUGUUGCGGUGCUUUCAGGAACCCGUCGACUACAGUCAGGUGAACGGUGUCGCUGGUGCUGCCAGUCCCGUCACACCCAUAGCCAGCACCACCUCGAAUCCCUCAAGCAGCGGCAGCCAAAAGUCCACACAAUCCGCCACACCUCCGCUACAAAAAAAGCGCGCCAGAAACAAGCUGGAGCCGCUGUUUUUGCACACGGAACGCUCUCCAGCGGCAGCCAUUACGCCGGAACCCGACUGCUAUGCGUUACACACGCAUCCAGCGGUCGCGACAGCAGCAGCAUAUGCCACAGCCGCAGUAUCCAGCAACGAUGUUUCGGUCAUUUAUGCCACCAUUGUGCCGACUAGACCGCGGCUGCCCAACAAAUCGCUGCCACCCGAUCCAGCGGAUUUUAUCGAGCAAUGGAAUCCCAGUCCACCGUGGUCAGAGUCUGCUCAAAAGGCGUCACUCGACAGCUUCAGUUCGUCCCACGAGCUGAGUCCCUGCAUUACGACGACACCGCCCACGCCGACGAGUGCGACGCCGCAGCAGAGUGGCCUCGGCCCACAGCAGACCAUUGGACCGGCGUUUAGUUUUGAAUGGAUGUCAGACCCGCUAGUGCCGCUAACCUACCAGCAGUGGCCACCCACAGGCGAUCAUCAUCAGCAGUUGUCGCAGCAUUUGGCAGCGACACAACAGCAGCAGCAUCAUUCGCAGCAUCAUCAUUCGCAGCAGCAGCAGCAUCUCCUACAGCAGCAGCUCCUAAUACAGCAGUCGCAGCAGUCAUCCCAACAGUCAUCACAACAUUUAACACUUCAUCAUGUCCACUUCGCAGCAACGACAGCGGCAACGCGUGCGGAGAAUUCCAUAGCUGAGGUAGCGCCAGUGCCGAUCCCCAUACCCCUACCCAUACCUUUACCCAUAGCUCUACCGCUGACCACGGACCAUGCAGAUGCCGGGCAACUUGUUGAUGAUAGAGAUCCCAAAAAUUAGUGAGCAGCAACAACUUCGGAACACCCAGAGGUCGAAACGGAUCAGAACAAAUCCGACGGAACGAACGGAACGGCUUGCAACCGGCGGCCAGGUGAUAAUCACACUUACAUUAAUUGCCACUUGUCAUCUUAGCGUUUAAACUAUUUUUAUCUAACGAAAAAACCAAAACACAAACAAAAAAAUGGGAAAACAAUAAACUUUGCGACAUAACAUAUUAAUUUUUUAUCAACUAAUUUAAGUAAUUUCCAAGGAAGCCAUUGUUUUCCCGCGCUACGCGAAAAAUAAUUAAAAAAUAAAUAUGUAUGCAAUAUGGGCUCUUGGAAAUGAGUUUUUGCGAAUGGAAACAUCAGCUAUAAAAUAAUAUAGCACAGAAACAAAUAAAAUAACCAAGCCAAGUGAGCUCUAUUAGUUGUAGCGUUUUUUUAUUAGCGUUUAUUUUUAUGGCAUGCGCUUAAACCAUUUUGUACGACUAUUUAUGUAGCUUUUAGCUUUUAUCUGUAUCUGUUUCUUAAC